Molecule: messenger RNA, 1621 nt
Organism: Arabidopsis arenosa
Lineage: Eukaryota; Viridiplantae; Streptophyta; Magnoliopsida; Brassicales; Brassicaceae
Source: the annotation of a GenBank genome assembly
AUUCUCAAAGAUUUCAAGGGUUUGCCGUAGAAAAGAGAGUAAAUGGGUGAGAAUCGAAUUUGAAGAUGGCGAGUGAAAGCCCUGAUGUUGUUGUUGUAGCUCCCGUGGUGGAGAAUGGCGGCGCUGAAUCCUCUAAUGGAAAAGAUGAACAAUUGGAAUCUGAGCUUUCGAAGAAGCUUGAGAUUGCAGAAGAUAGUAAAGAGGACAACGAUGAAGAAGAAGGAAGCAAAGCUGAGGCUUCAACGAAGAAGAAGAAGAAGAAAAAUAAAAGCAAGAAGAAGAAGGAACUCCCUCAACAGACUGAUCCACCUUCGAUUCCUGUCGUUGAGCUCUUCCCAUCUGGAGAGUUUCCUGAAGGUGAAAUCCAAGAGUAUAAGGAUGAUAAUCUGUGGAGAACAACAUCUGAAGAGAAGAGAGAGUUGGAGCGUUUGGAAAAGCCAAUAUAUAACUCUGUUCGCCAAGCUGCUGAAGUUCAUCGCCAGGUUCGUAAAUAUGUCAGAAGCAUAGUGAAGCCUGGAAUGUUGAUGACUGAUAUAUGUGAGACCCUAGAGAAUACUGUUCGUAAGUUGAUAUCAGAGAAUGGUCUUCAAGCUGGUAUUGCAUUCCCUACAGGAUGCUCUUUGAAUUGGGUCGCUGCUCAUUGGACACCAAACUCUGGAGAUAAGACUGUACUUCAGUAUGACGAUGUUAUGAAAUUGGAUUUUGGAACACAUAUUGAUGGGCAUAUUAUUGACUGUGCAUUUACAGUUGCGUUCAACCCUAUGUUUGAUCCUCUCUUAGCAGCCUCUCGUGAAGCUACGUAUACCGGUAUCAAGGAAGCUGGGAUCGAUGUCCGUCUCUGUGAUAUCGGUGCUGCUAUUCAAGAGGUCAUGGAGUCUCAUGAGGUUGAAAUCAACGGAAAGGUCUUCCAAGUUAAAAGUAUCCGAAACUUGAAUGGGCAUAGCAUUGGUCCCUAUCAGAUACAUGCUGGGAAAUCUGUUCCUAUCGUUAAAGGAGGCGAGCAAACAAAGAUGGAAGAGGGCGAGUUUUAUGCCAUCGAAACAUUUGGAUCAACCGGGAAAGGAUAUGUGAGAGAAGACUUAGAAUGUAGCCAUUACAUGAAGAACUUUGACGCUGGGCACGUCCCCUUGAGGUUGCCUAGAGCAAAACAACUCCUUGCAACCAUUAACAAGAAUUUCUCGACUCUCGCCUUCUGCAGACGCUAUUUGGACCGCAUUGGUGAAACCAAAUACUUAAUGGCUCUAAAGAAUCUAUGUGAUUCUGGCAUUGUUCAGCCAUAUCCUCCUCUGUGUGAUGUGAAGGGAAGCUACGUAUCACAGUUUGAACACACCAUUUUACUGCGACCUACUUGCAAAGAGGUUCUUUCCAAGGGAGACGACUACUGAUUCAGAUCCUCUGUUUUCUCUCUAUUUGCUUUAUUAUCCCAUACUGUUGUCGAGAUUGUACACUUGCUUGUUUCAUUUGUCGUCGUUAACACAAGCUUUGAAUCCUUUUAUAAAAAGCUUCAAUGCCUCUGUUAAAAAACACUUAUGUAUUUUGCCUUGAACAUGAAUUUGCUCAUCAAUCUUACUAGAAGUUGAUUGGUAAAGCUUCUUGCUUUGGAUAAAUUCUUUACCUUAGC